Messenger RNA from Carassius gibelio (silver crucian carp), 2088 nucleotides. Its product is annotated as PHD finger protein 23A. Lineage: Eukaryota; Metazoa; Chordata; Actinopteri; Cypriniformes; Cyprinidae. The record is from RefSeq and is a predicted model, not a curated record. The transcript is spliced from 5 exons. Gene Ontology annotation, biological process: positive regulation of protein ubiquitination; negative regulation of autophagosome assembly; negative regulation of autophagosome maturation. Bases 601 to 1497 code for a protein of 298 amino acids.
ACGCAAUGAAUCUGGCGCUCUUUGCGUGGUUGCGUCACAGGGUGAUUCCUGUUGAGACCGCGCGUAACCCAGACGUUCAAUACUUUGUUGAAUGCAGUUGCAAAAAGCUGUAUUUUGAUAUUUAGAUAUUAGAAUAUUGAUAGCGAACUUAGUAUUAUUUCGUCUUUGCUUCGCUUUUGUGGAUACAAUCAAGGUGUCAGCAGUUUUGUAGAUUUGAAACCACCCGGUUAAAUUCGUUGGUGAUCAACGAGGAUCGAAGAUAGCACCAUCAUCAAAAUCAUCAUCGAUAAUUGAGGUCUGGGCGAAAUAAAACACGGUUCAGCUGAAUUUUAACCGAAACCUGAUCUAAUCGUCGAAGAAUCGGAUCACUUGUUUAGUGUUGCAAGUUUUGAUCACAAGACCACUCUGAGCAUAUGGCAGACCUCCUUCGGUUGUGCGGGAGCGUACGUUAUUAACGUUAGUUAAUCUGUUAAAUUCAAAAGCAACCGGACUUCAACUAGAAGACAUUUCGCUUUUUCUCAAAGUGACUCCACAAGAUCAUUAGCAGGAAAUCAAACAGCCAACAUCAAGAAGAACCCAGCUUUAUGGUACCACCCCACCAUGUUGGGUAUUAUGGAUCAUCACCAAGACACCGUCCGGAAAUGUAAAACGGAGGCUUUGCCUCCAGAGCGUAGGAAGAGGACCGUGGAGGAUUUCAAUAAGUUUUGCAGCUUUGUCCUGGCCUAUGCUGGGUACAUUCCACCUCAAAAAGAAGAGAGUUCAUGGUCUCCGUCUUCAUCUCCAUGUACACACAAGCUUUCUGAGCUCUCGGGUGAAGGGUCUGUAAAAGAUAGCUGGACGGAAGCACGCUCCAACCUCAACAACAUUCAGUGUUUGGUCCACAAAGCUGAGACAGACAGCAGCAGCACAGAGUUCAGCCAUCUUCAGUCGGACAGCUCCUCAGACAAGAUGAGAUUGAAAGACACUCUGAAUCAGAUCCAUCUGGAUAGUAAAGCUGAAAGGAAGAAGGUUAAGAAACUCGGACGCUUAUCUUUAGGAGGGCCGAGGAAAAGCCUCUCAGAGGCAAGAGCACACAAACAAUCGAAAACAGCACUAAAGAAAAUAAAGAGAUCAGUAAAGGCUGAGAGACACUUUCAAUCCACAAGCCCUUUAAACGAGGGGUUUCAAAAGGAGGAGGGGCUAACCGAACAGGCUGUUCACAUGCACGAGGCGGGGCUUAAACUGGAGUCCAAUCAAGAAACAGACCUGAGCUCUUGCGAAACGGACACAUUGGUGACUGAUGAGGAUAUUAUGGUCGAGUCUGGUGAUGAUUCUUGGGAUUUGGUUACUUGUUAUUGCGGGAAGCCUUUUGCCGGACGUCCCAUGAUUGAAUGUGACGAGUGCUCCAUUUGGGUCCAUCUCUCCUGCGCUAAGAUUAAGAAGUCCAACGUUCCUGAUAUUUUCUACUGCUACAGAUGCAGAGACUCUCUGGGCUCCAUGGUCAAAAGAGACCACUGAGAAUGAAUGUGUGGGUGCAGAUCUUGUGUCUAUUUAAAUGGAUGAGAUAUUCUCAUAAUUUUUUUUUUUUUUUACUCUUCUGAUUACUCUUAAUUAGUUUGUUAAAUUAAAUCAGUUUUAUAUAACUCCAUUUGUUCUCCUUUGUUCUGUGUUAAUAGACCGUUCUUGGUUUAUGACAGUAAGUGGUUAUCAAAUUUAAUGUGUACUAAAACUCAUGCACUUAUUUGCACUACUAUACGAGUGUUGUGUUUUUGAUUGUACACAAACCUAAAAUUAUUAUUGGUGACAAAUGUGCACUAUGACCACAUAUUGUGUAGAUAAAUAAAUGAACAUCUCCCGUGGCCCUCUGGUAUUUCACAGCUAUUGUCUUUUAUUAACAUUAUUAUUUAUAUAUAUAUAAUGAAUUUCACAAAACCAAGGAUGUGUCUGGUUCAGAUUUCUCUCCAAGUUGAAAGAAAAUUGAGCAUAUUUUAGGACCAUUAAGAUUGUUUUCUUGACAUCAAACCACAUUUCACAAAAGUUUGCAUAUUUAUAAGAUUUAUCCAAAUGCCAUGUACAUGCAUCCAUUAAAACAACUUCACUUCCAGUAAA